AUGAGUUAUAACAACGGAAGAAGGACAUACGACCGCAGGAUGCUACUUAACGAGCAAAUUGGAAGGCUCCGCGCAAAUCAGGCGUUUCUAGAAGAACAACGUCAGAGAGAAGCUGAAGAUGCGCCUACGGAAUUUAAUUAUGAUGGAAACACACCAGAUGAACUGAACGAGACACCAGAAGAAUAUUCUGGUGGAUACGAAACAAGUGAAAGUGUAGAAAAUGACGACGCUGACAUGUCUAGAGCUCCCACACGAUCUCGCCUGCUCUAUGCACCAAAUCGUCGUCCACAACUAGCGGUGGCUUCACCCCCUGUACACUCAACUAUCGCUUCUACGUCAAGACUGUUUUACGAUGAGGAAAUGGCGAUCGAAAAUGAAAGGGAAGUAAGACCAGGAAACGUCUCUGUGCGCCCAGAGUUCAAUUUUGAGGAGGCAUCCAGCGAGCCCGUUAGAGCUCCGGCAUCGCUUUACGAAUGUAUUACGAACGGAGUUCUUGACAUGAACAAAGCAUCUCGUCUAAUUCUAAGGCAGAAAAGAGAUGGUUCAUUU
Molecule: messenger RNA, 549 nt
Organism: Strongylus vulgaris
Lineage: Eukaryota; Metazoa; Nematoda; Chromadorea; Rhabditida; Strongylidae
Source: the annotation of a GenBank genome assembly